Molecule: messenger RNA, 3327 nt
Organism: Trichomycterus rosablanca
Lineage: Eukaryota; Metazoa; Chordata; Actinopteri; Siluriformes; Trichomycteridae
Exons: 3
Coding region: 104-1033 (309 amino acids)
Source: RefSeq, a predicted model, not a curated record
CACACUUUAUUAUUCCAACCGCAGUGAGGGUCACAAGAACCUCGGUAAACUAACACAGAGCUCCACAAUCCAACCACCACAAAGGAUCCAGACUGAUGAAGCUAUGGGUGCACUGAAUCUCAGGAUUGCAUCCACCACUGCCAAACUGGAAGAAUGGGUCUCAGAUCCCAGAAACAGCCAGAACCUGAUUGAUGACCUGGAGAAGAAGCUCGCUCAGGGUGAAAUGGAGGCUCUGGAGGAUUAUCUGAAGGAUAAGAAGCUGAAAAGGAGUCUGUGUUUUUAUGCUGAUGAUGUUGAUAAGAUUAGAAACAACGAUGAACUCGGGUGGUUCCUUGACGUGAUGAACGGUACUAAAUUCCCUAAAAGUGUACUGGAUUUGUUUUUUCAGAACACAGACUACAACCCACCAAAUAAUUUGAAGAUGGAAGUGCACCCAGAAAUCUACACUGAUUUUAGACUAGAUUUUAGAAAGAAUAACGACUUAGCCACACCGGGUGGAGAAAACGUGGCUCCUAAUCAGCAGAGAAACACAGGUACAUCUGGGGUAGUGAACGAGGGGAAACAAGAACCCUCGCCCAGCAAUAACGCACCAUCGGCUAGAAAUAAAAACAACGUGCUUCUGGACUGGGCAGUGAAACAAAGCAACGUCAGUGAGAAAGAGCUCAAGCAGGUUUUUGAGAACAUCUCAAUGAAAAACGUGGUGGAACACAGAGAGUAUCAGUUUUUUGUAGCUGAAAAUGUCAUGGUCUACAAGAAGCCAGAAACCGGAGAACAAGAAAUCCUCGUCGUCACUGAUGAAAACUCGGUCAGAAUGACAAAUCUGAUUCAUUAUCAGAUGUUUGUGAGUAACAUUCACAAAUCAAUCGUGUUAAGUACCGAGGAACCUAAAGAGCAGCACAUCAAGUAUAACGAGACUCUGGUUCCUACCAGUCUGUGUCUCAGGUGCAUUUCAGAGGUUUUCCAACCCGCUCUGGCCGUCUUCAAAAAAGUUCAGAGAACAGAGAAGUUUUCACACCUGAAAACAAACGAGUAAUAAUAAACCUCAGUGAUCUCAGUUCAUCUCAGUGCACGUGGAACAUCAUUCUGUUCAUUUAUUUAUGUUUUAUAGAAUAAAAGUUCAUUUUCUGGCUGUGACCUGCAGUAAAUGUAAAAUGUUUGUGCAACGUGUGUAAAUUCCACGAUUUGUUGAUUUUUAGAGUGAAGAUAAAGAGUUCUCUACACUAUUGUUUAUCACAUCUGCACAAUCUGAUGCAUCUGAUGACUGUUUGUCACAUAUAUAUUAUAAUUCAUGUGCAAAAAUGAUGGUAAUUCUGCUAUUUGUUUGUUUUCAUUUAACAAAGUAGACACCUAUUUUUACCUGACAGUGGAUAGUUCUGGAGAACACAACGUGUUUAAAGCACAAAUCAGUCAUGUGAUCGACACGCCCCCAUAAGCCCCUCCCUCCACCUCAGUGUUCACAAAUAAAAACAUGGCCAUGAUCUUAUGAUCCUAUAGUUCUGAGGACGAUCAACCUGCUGCUGAUGUUCACUUAAUAACCACCAGGUUGUGAUGUUCUACAGCAGGGGUCAUCAAACUACGGCCCGCAGGCCGUAUACGGCCCGAUGCUUUAAUUUGACCGGCCCCUUUAACCACAGCAGCAAUACAUGUUGUCUGGCCGCUGUUCAUCUUCGAACUCACAGUAUUAUAACGGGAAAAAAAUAACAGAGGAAACAAAAAUUGGCCACCCGGAGUCUCAGUAGAUUAUACGGCAGCGAUCCAGCGGGUGGCGCUCCAAGCAUGAGGGGAGUGAUUGGUGCAUCAAUAGAGAGAUGAGUGACCGCAGCCACUGAACUGUGUUGCGAAGCAGUUAAGUGGGAUUUCGUUAUGAAAAUCCUCGUGUCCUGUGUUAGUUUCAUUAAAGCUAAUGCUCUUAACUACAGGCAGUUUCAGGAAUUCUUGUCUGAGCUGAAGAUGUGCUUUACUGAGAUCCGCUGGCUGAGUCGGGGCGAGUUUUGAAAUGUUUUAACGACCUGCUCCCGGAGAUCAACGCAUCCAAAAUCAAAACUCAAACACAUUGUUUAAUUUUUAUGCUUCUCUUUCCAUUGUGAGCUCCCCGAUCUCAAUAAAACAUGCACUCAAAGUAACUACCGUUUUCAGGAGCAUCUACUUCUGUGUGCAGACUUGAAAUUGAAACACCUUAAAUCUCCAACCAGAUCCAGACUCACUGAUCAACAUUUAUUAGCUGUUAUGACUGGCAGUAACAAAUAUGGAACCUGACGUUUACUGUCGUCAGGCAAAAGCAGGCUCACAGUUCACACUGAUUUUUUUAAGGAAACACUGUAUGAGGAAGGAUAAUGGAAAUUAUUAAAAUAAAUAAAAAUUUCUGCAUUAUCAUUAUGAACUACAAUUAUACAAAGCACAGACAAUACAUCCAGUAUACAUAGAAAAUAGCUUUUUUGGGUGUGUUUACUAUUUCACCUGCGGUCCGGCCCCCCGAAACACUGAAGAACAGUAAUCUGGCCUUUCGGUUAAAAAGUUUGAGGACCCCUGCUCUACAGUAUGUAGACUCCUGACCAUGAGACAAGCAAUUCCACAACAAGCGACAUUAAUAUUCAGCUGCAGCUAUAACAGACUUUCAGAUUAUCAACCUUUUAGAAAUCUAGUUUUUUAGCUUUGGCAGGGCAGUGGUAGCUCAGUAGUAAAGGUACCAGACAGCUGAUCAACAGGUCACACGUUUAAGCCCCACCACUGCCAAGCUGCCACUGUUGGGCCCCUGAGUAAGACCCUUAACCCUCAAUUGUGUGCAUUAUAUUCAGUCACAAGUGUAAGACGCUUUGGAUAACAGCGUCCGCUAAGUGUUAUAAAUGUAAAUACUGAAUAAGAUUUUUAUGUGAAGGAACUUCAGUGUUCAUGUAAACUGAAAAUGAAAGUAUUCAGUCACUGUAUAAGAUCAGUUAUAUAACAGUUGUUUUACCAGUUAUGUUGAAACUAGUGUGUGGUGGGAUUUGGAUUAUAAAAGGGUGUGGAUGAUAGAAUAAGGCACAGUUCUGUCUGAGCUCCACAAUCGCCAAAAGGUAAGUAAAGAUUUACCACAAACAACAGCUUCUACAAUCAGAACUUUGUGCUUUUAAAGCUCUACAGGUUUAAUAAUGAAGAUUAUUUUAGGUUUACUUACUUACAUCAGACAGAAAGGAAAAUAACAAUUCUGUGAAGUUUGGAAAUACGAUUAGCUGGAAAACUUAGACUGUUUCACUGUUAAUCUUUCCUUUUUUUCUUCAAGUUGUUGUGUUGAUUCUGUUGCUAAUGUGGAAAUAAAACAAAUAAAAAAAAGUGGACGCCUGAAACUAA